Molecule: messenger RNA, 1025 nt
Organism: Triticum aestivum (bread wheat)
Lineage: Eukaryota; Viridiplantae; Streptophyta; Magnoliopsida; Poales; Poaceae
Exons: 5
Coding region: 172-717 (181 amino acids)
Source: RefSeq, a predicted model, not a curated record
CCUCCCCUCUCUCUCCGCCCCACCCCUCUCUCUCUCUCUCUCCCACUCGUCUCUCCCUCUCCCUCCCGCGAGCAGCUACGACGGCCAAAUCCGGCGAGCUCUGGCGGAAUUCGACGACGCCUGCCCCACAGCCGAGCGCCUCCCGACCCCGCCUCCCUCGACCCCGCGCCGAUGCGCCGCCUCGCCUCCGCCCACCGGUGCGUGCCGCCACCUCACCAGACCCCAGGAGCCCCGCCGCCUCGCGCUGCCGCCUGCACCGCGUCGCGUGCCGCCACCUCCCCACAAGCUCGCCGCCCCAUCGCGGAAGCCUCACCGCCCCGCCGCCAUGGGAACCGAGCUCCUCUGCGCCCCGCCCGCCAUCGGAGAUCUGAGGCCGGCCGGGAGGCGGGGAUGGGGUACCGGUGGGCCCCGGGGAUCUGCGCGGUGGUGCUGCUCUGGCUCGCUGCGACCGCAGCCGGAGAUCCCGAUCCCGACGAGCUCGAGCGCGCAUUGCCAAUGCCAAUUUACAACAAUUUCAGGUCUGCGAAAGUUGGAUUUUGGAUAGGCUUUCAAGAGCGUGACCGAAGCAGAGACACACACAUGCGGCGCGACAACAAUUCUUCUUCCUCAAAGCAUAUAUUUUCUCCAAGCGAUCAACAAAGUGAUUGGUCCAUUUGGAAGGUGUUCCAAUCCCCACCAACAAGAGGCACAAUGCUUCCAAGAUCUUCAACACCCUGAAGGUUGCAGCUGAGGAGACAUGGUAUGGAAUUGAGCAGGAGUACACUCUCCUCCAGAAGGAUGUGAACUGCCCCCUUGGCUGGCCCAUUGGUGGCUACUCUGGUCCUCAGGCAAGAAAACUCUUAGCAUGCUCUCCAGCUUUCCAUGUGUUAAACUUCAUAAAAACUGAACAUUGCAUUUCACCAAGUGAAAUGCUACAUUUCUACUCCUAACCCAUUCUCUCUUUCUUAGUGUUUUUGUUAUGCAAGUUGGAAGAAAAGAAGAAGAUCCAGAGAAGAUCUUAGUAAUAAGAUAGUUUUUAGGAAAAU